Molecule: messenger RNA, 4525 nt
Organism: Balaenoptera musculus (blue whale)
Lineage: Eukaryota; Metazoa; Chordata; Mammalia; Artiodactyla; Balaenopteridae
Gene: MATCAP2
Product: KIAA0895 ortholog
Exons: 7
Coding region: 280-1848 (522 amino acids)
Source: RefSeq, a predicted model, not a curated record
ACGUCACGCCGGCGGGCGCUAAGAGCAGCUGCACGGUGUUGGGCGGCUUUGAGUACCUUCCAGCACCUGCGGGUUGGAAGAACGCUGCUCGCAGCUCUCUGUCGGCACGUCUCCGUCCGUCCUUACCCGCCUUAUCCUGCACCCGGUCGCUGAGAGCAACCUUCCUCCGCGACCCCGCGUCUGAGGCACGGCCGGAGGCUAGAGGUGGCCCGCCGGAUUCUUGUCUGGCCCUCGCCCCGAGCGCCCGCGGAGCCCGCCGCCCGCGGCCUCAGCGGGACGAUGCUGGAGUCCAUUCGCGUGACGGAAAAGCUUCACUGGCCUGAGCAAGAACUUGCUAAGAAGUCUAUUCUAAAUGCAGAAGAGUCCUUGAUCAUUGACAGCAAAGGAAGCAUUUCACAUUUAUCUCCUGGAAUACUAAAGGACAUUUUCACAACUGGAACCAGUAGUUACAAUGUCCUACUACAGAGCAAAGAGGAGAAAAAACAUCAUUCACAGAAACAGUCUUCCUCCAGCUACUCCAAAAGAUGUAGAAAACCCAGCAAAUCUCCUAGCUCUUCACGUAGUAAAGAUCUUCGCAAGAUGAAAGCCCCAGUGCCUGUGAUGAGCAGUGAUACUUGGUACUGCCUAGAAAGGCAGCCUGCUGUUUUUGUCACUAGUUCAGUGUCAAGUCCUGUAAAGUUUACACAUGGUAUCUCUGUUACAGGAAACAGCACAGUACUGCCACCUAAACCCAAAAAUGAAAGAAAGGUCAAGCGACGCCAUUUCUCCACUCUUCCAAAGCCAAAGCCGCGGCCUCAGCUGUCUAGAAGUUUUGAAAAAGGAGAUGACUUUUCUGGAAAGAAAUUUUGUAUACUGACUGCUAUAAAGCCCACCAACUUGGAGAAAGAAAAAGUGAGAUUCUUUAAGUCUGACUAUACCUACAAUCCUCAGUUUGAAUAUGCUAAUCCUUCUCUGCCAAGUGUGUUAGCCAAGCACAGCAACGCAACUGACCGGUUUCUUAAGCAGUCUAUCAAUAUUAUGGAACUGACUCUACAAAAGUAUGGAAGCUAUGAAAAAUUUGAACAGGCCACUGGUGGUAGCCUGCUAUCUAAAACUCGAAUCUGGAGUCAUGUUAGGAAAUACAUGAUGAAAGAAGGCUGCAUGGGUGAGAUUGUAGUUCAUCUCACUGAGGACCUGCUUUCCCGAGCUUCCAUGACAGUAGUAAAUGGAUGUCCAACACUGACCAUCAAUGUUUGCACCGCACGUGAGCAUUGGCUGGAAGGAAUGCUGAGGCAUGAAAUAGGCACACAUUAUUUUCGAGGUAUUAACAACCUUCAGCAGCCAUGGAACAGUUGGACUGGCCGUAAAAAACAUGAGCUAAAGCCAAACAAUCCCACAGAGGAAGGACUGGCAAGUAUUCACAGUGUCCUGUUCAGAAGAGACCCCUUUUUAUGGAGGGCUGCCCUCCUCUACUACACUGUUUAUCGAGCCAGCCACAUGUCUUUUUGUGAAUUAUUCAAAGAUAUUGGAAAGUUUGUCAAGGACCCCAAUACAAGAUGGGAUUAUUGUGUACGAGCCAAGAGGGGAUGGACUGAUACCUCCCAACCAGGGUGUUUCAGUAAAGACCAGGUAUACUUGGAUGGCAUCCUGCAAAUCCUCCGAUAUAGAGAGACCAUUGACUUUCAUCUACUGACGGCCCUGGGGAAGGUAUCUUAUGAAGAUGUGGAUCGCUUAAAAGGAUUGGCAGUUACUGAAAACAUGAGGGUCCCUCACUUUCUGCAGGACCAUGGCCGAUAUAUGGAACACUUAGAGAAGAUCAUGGAAGUGAAUGAACUGACUGACAGGGAACUGAAAGAUCUUAUAUAUUAAUUAGCAUUCUUGCAAACAUAGCUAAGCUAUACCUCCAUGUAUAUUACCAAUUAGGUGCAGUUAGCACCAGCAGAUUUAUAAAUGAAGAAUGACUGUUUACAUGAGUUUUCUGAAGAAUGAUCUGCAGUAUUCAGCUGAAUAUUUAGGUUAAGAGCAAACUUUAAACUGUUUCCCUAAAAUGUUUCUAUAGGCUACAAGGGAAAGUUACUCCUGUUUUCAUCUGAAUCUCAACAGAGUCAGAUGAAAAUACUGCUGAUGGGUGUUUUUGAGGAAUCUUGGUCAAAUUGAGUGAUAAACUUCUGCCUGAGCACCAAGACCAGCUCUUACUAGAGAUGGAAUUCCUGUGUUGUUCAAACUCCAAGGUAAUAUUUUAUUUAAUAAAUAAUGGUAAUUAUUCUCCUUUGAAAAAUUAGUCUGUGUUAUGCUCCCAAAAGCUAGAAAAUAAGAAAUUUAAGAUUUCUUAUUUUCUUAUAUGUUAAGUAAUGUUAAAGGGAGGGGAAAAGCAAUUUGAAAAGUUCUCAUAGUUCUUUAUUUUACACAUUAUUGUUUCACCUUAUCAGCUUAUAGGAACUAAAGUAGAAGAUUACCAUGUUUUGUCCAGUUAUCCCUUAACUAAACUCAGUUUUCAUCUGCUGAAACAUACUGGACACCUUCAAAAUUUUAACCAAGUUUUAGGGUCUUUCCUUCCCAAGUCUCAGAGGUUUUUCUACAUAAAUCAAAAUAGUUGGGGAAGAGAGAAGCUACUUACCUUUUUUAUUAAAUGGAGCAAUGAGCAGGGGAUAAAUCAGGUAGGAGCUGGAUGUUGACUGGGUAGCAUCUACAGUAAGCUUGACUAUAUACUCUGAGAAACAGAAUUUCUGGGCAUUGUCAUUUGAUAAACUGGCUUUGUGAUGAUAUUGGCUCAGUAUUUUAUCAAAAUCUUUGACUUCAUCAAGCCAAUAAUGACAUACUUUGAAUUUCAAGAAUGUGAGUUCUGUUUUACUACAUUUCUCCUGCUAAAAGCUUAUAUCUAGCUUUGUAAUUUAUCAAUUUCACUAUAUACUUGGAUAGGUAUAAUAGGUAUACUUGGGAUCAAGUAGUUUUUCAAACUUAUUUUAAUCAGAAAGAAUACAGCUGUAAACACCCCAUUCAAAAUUGCUACUGUGAUUUCUACCCAAAGUCUGUCUAUCUGAGAGUUUAUCUUUACCUCAAUUCAGACUUAAAUAUGGUGCUAACACUGGUAGAUGUAUACUGCAAAGCCUGGUUCACAUUCACAUUUUAGAAACUCUUUUGCAGACAAGGUUAUGGGAUUUUUCUCUUUCAUAUAUCUAGAAGGGCUCGCCUCAAAGAAUGAUAUACUUCAACAAACCUCCAACAAACAUGAUAUACUCUAACUGGCACCUGGCAGUUCUUGCAAAGCCACGCAUUUCACCUUUGGCAGUAGCAGGCAAGGCCCUUUAGAGUACUGAAGGUGCCCAUACCUGUGUCAUGCUGGCUGGAGUGUGACCUGCACUGGGGCUGGGGGCACAGUGCACCAACACUAACCAGACACCAGAAGACCACUCUUGUCCUCUCAAGCAUUAUUUCCUUGUAGCAGAGUCAUCCAGUUUCAGCUCUGUGUAGUGUUUUCUGACUUCAUCUUCAGACUUAUCAAAGGUAAUUGUGAAAACAAUGUCUUAUUAGCUGGAAUUGAAGUACAGACAGAAAUGGCAAUAUUUAUGUCCUGUGACUUAAGGUCAAAUGAUUAUAAAUUCAGCAUUUGUAGGCAAUAACACUGCUAAUGUUUAAAUAUAAAGGAAAAUCACAGCAGCCUUAAUUUCCUAUUGGUAGGAUUGUUUGUAGUGGUUAUAGUCCCUGAAUUUUAAAAUGGAUAGAUGUUAUAUGAUCCAGAAAAGGAAAAGCUUUCUUGCCUUACUGCUUUGAUAUAAAGACAAAAAACAUGAGCACUAUCCAGACAAAAAAAAAAAAAAACGACCUUAAAUCACAUUAAGAUAUUUCAAAAGUUAGCAAUGAACCAAAAGUAGUUUAAGAUUAGCAGAAAUACUUAAAUAAAGAGCUCUAAGCUUUAAAAGUUGAGAUUGAAGAUUUAAUGUUUAUUCUCUUUCUUGAAAUAGCAUUAAGGUCAGUUUUGUUCUCUAAAAUAAAGUUUUUAUAAAUAGAAAAUUAUAGCCGCAGAACUUAGGAGAAUAGUUGAAGAUCAUAUUCGUUUUAAUUAGAAGAGUCAUUUGCUAUAGGCUAUUGAUCAUUAGGAUUUCAUCAAUUUUUUCCACUGAAAUCCUAACAAACAUAUAGUUGUAUCAAAUACAAAUUCUGAUAAACUGUUUGUUAGGUUUUCACACCAGACAGUUUCAAAGUAAAACAGUCUGCAAACAUAAAUCCAUAGUCUUCAUUUCUUUAUAUUUUCAAUCUUUGAGCAUUUUGUGUCUAGCUGUAAUAGAAAUAAAUAGCACUGAGGUUCUCAGAUGAACUAUUUGGAUAUAUAUGCAUGCAAAUUUCUGUUCUUUUAAAACCUAAUUAUAUUUUUAUUGUGGUAUUUCCAGGUUUUUUAUUGUGGUAAUUAUUGAAAAUACCAUCAAUCAUGUUUGUCUUCUAGUAUUCUUAUUUAUAGAGAAAUAUUAUAUUUGCCACACUCUACCUUUCCCCUAAUUAGUUCAGCAUAUACUCCCAUGGGGCAUAGGGAAAAGGAGAGAGGGAAAAU